Messenger RNA from Hevea brasiliensis (rubber tree), 953 nucleotides. Its product is annotated as heavy metal-associated isoprenylated plant protein 39. The transcript is spliced from 3 exons. The record is from RefSeq and is a predicted model, not a curated record. The coding region runs from base 278 to 712 and encodes 144 amino acids. Gene Ontology annotation, molecular function: metal ion binding. Lineage: Eukaryota; Viridiplantae; Streptophyta; Magnoliopsida; Malpighiales; Euphorbiaceae.
ACUUUGAUCAAGUUCCUUGUUCUUCCAGAAUAAAUUUGGGUUUUGUCCACACGGCCUGUUUUGACAAUAUAUGAAACCUGUUGCUCACAAGCCCGUCCAUCUUUCACACGCCUUGUGCUGCAAGGAAGCUUAUUUCCCUCCUGCGUGUCUACUCCACUUCUCCCUAUAUAUUUAAAUCUCUUCCUCUCCAUUUGCGUGUUUGUUAAUUUUUCUUUUCUUACUCAUGAUUAAUUGACAGCAAUUAAUUCCAGGUCACAUCUUUGAAUCUCAAUUGAAAAUGAAGAAAGUAGUUUUGAAAUUGGACCUACACGAUGACAAGGCCAAGAAAAAGGCCCUGAAAGCAGUUUCGGGCAUUCCAGGGAUUGACUCCAUUGCCAUGGAUAUGAAGGAGAGGAAAUUAACAGUUACUGGAGAUGUUGAUCCUGUAACCAUUGUAGGCAAGUUAAGGAAAGUCUGGCACACAGAGAUUGUGUCUGUCGGACCGGCGAAAGAGGAGAAGAAAGAUGAUGGGAAGAAAGAUGAUGGGAAGAAAGAUGAUGCCAAGAAAGAUGAUGCCAAGAAAGAUGAAGGGAAGAAAGAAGAUGAGAAAAAGAAUCCCAAUGAUCAGAUUGCUGAGCUUGUGAAGGCUUACAAGGCCUACAAUCCUCACAUGACACAAUACUAUCAUGUGGUGAGCAUUGAAGAGAACCCAAAUGCUUGUGUUAUAUGCUGAGAUGUUCUGCAUGAAUUGGUGAAUUGUUGAAGCCCAUUGGAGACAACCCAGAAAAGGUGUUGCUUGUUUUGUAUGGUUGAUGAUGGUGGGUUGAUUGAAAUUACAGUGUUAAUAAAAUGGAGAAUUGGGUAUAUAGACUAAAGAUAAAGUAAUUAAGUGAUGAUAAUUGUGAAUUCAAAUAUUCAAUAUUAUUAUAGUAUGGAUGGUAAAUCCAUAUAAGAAGUAAAAUUCAUUAACUGCA